Messenger RNA from Rotaria sordida, 1110 nucleotides. The record is from the annotation of a GenBank genome assembly. NCBI's taxonomy places the organism in Eukaryota, Metazoa, Rotifera, Eurotatoria, Philodinida, Philodinidae.
AUGGAUGGAAGAAAACGACAAGAAAAUAACACAAUUCAAAAUUUUCGUAGUAAUAAAAAACGAAAAUUACAAAAUGAAAUAGCAACAAUCAAUAUAAACAAAUCUCGUUUUCAAGAUUUAGCAAAUGAGAUUUUUUAUGAAAUAUUUGAAUAUCUUGAUAUGCAUCAUGUUCAUAAGGGAUUUUUCAAUUUUAAUAAACGAUUUAAAAAUUUACUUAAUAAUUCAAAUCUUCUAACUAAAAUAAAUAUUUCAACAAUAUCAAAAUCAGAUUUUGAUUAUUAUUAUAGAAAUAUUGUUAUACGAAAUAGAGAACGUAUUAAUUUAUUUCGUUUAUCAAAUCCAUUUACAACUGAUAUAAUUUUUUCACCAACAAAUAUUAUUUUAAAAUUUAUUUCUCUUGAAACAUUAAUUUUUGAUAAUAUACAUGUUAAAUAUCUUAAUAAAAUUUUUGAUUAUUUAUUAGAUUUACCUAAAUUUCAUUCAUUAACUAUUUCAUUUAUUGAUUAUAUUGAAUCAUUAGAUAUUUUCAUUCAAAUAUUUCGUUUAUCAAAAUUAGAAUAUUCAUAUUUAAAUGCUAAACAAUGGGAAGAUUUAAUAUUAUCUUCUAUGCCAUAUUUACGUAUUUUCGAUAUAAAUCAUGAAGGUUCUAUACGAAAUAAUAAAUUAACAUAUCAUGAUAUAAUCGAUCGAUUUAAUUCAUCAUUUUGGCUUGAAAAAGAAUGGUAUUUUUCACAUCAACAUAAUUGGUCACAUAGCUUAGAUAGUGGCAUUUUUUAUUCAACAAAUCCAUAUCGUUCAUAUACAUCGGAAAUGAAUUUAAAUUCAGUUAAAUAUGUUUCUAUUUGUGAACAAAAUAUAACAAAUAACCAUGUAAAUUAUUUUCCAAAUGUUACUCAAUUGACUAUUAAAUUCUAUAUUGAAACAUUCGAUGAAUCAUUUACUACAACUAUAAAUCGUUUAAUUCCAUUAUCACAACUUACUAGAUUAAUUAUUGAAUAUAAUGUAUCUGUGUCAAAUCCAAAAGAAUUAAAAGCUUUAAUUAGAUUAGAAAAUUUACUUCAUGAUUAUCGAAUUAAAUAUCUUAAUCAUGAUUUAUAUAUAUGGUGGUAA